UUCGCGCCAGAUGCAAUCGACGAACAGUGUAUCAAGCUCUGUGAUUUUUCGUGUUACAUAAGUGGUUUGUGUAAUUUCCAUCGCCACAUGUUCUUAAAAGUGUUCACACAAGAUCCAAUCAUCGAAAUAUUCAAGUAUCAUUUAUACGCUGUUCAACGUGACAAUUCGUGACGAAUAGUGAUCGAAUAGUGGAAUCAUCAGUACAGUCGACGUGUGUCUGGAUUUUUACGAAUCGUUUGGAGUAUAGAAUGCUUAAUAUGCCAACGAUGGAAUGGUUGGAGAGCAGCAUUCCUUCGUCCAAGGACACACGAUGAUGGAUACGUGAAAGUUUGAGUGCGACAGUGAUCCCGGUAAAAUAGGACAAGCGUAUAUCGAUAGAUUUGUGGACAAAUCGUAUAAGAAUGUGUCGAAGUUCGGGAGAAGUUUCCAGUGGAAAAGAAAGGAGAGGAUCGUUGAGAUCGGCGAGGUGAUUCCUUGGGGAUAAUAGAAUGUCUUCCUGAAGAGAACGAGGAAUCUUAUAGACGAAGAUGUGCUGCUCGGCCGGCCCUGGUGGUAUCAGAUUGACCAGGUGUGGUGUCGUAUGCGGAAUUGCAGCGCUUGCAGCACUGAGCACAGCGCUUUUGGGCCCUGCUUGGCUUCACACCGAAGAGAAGUUGAAUAUUCCUCAAUUAUCCCAUAAUUUGGCCAAUGCUGUGAGUGUGCAUUUCAAGUUGGGUCUAUUCAGGGUCUGCCCUAAGAUCGUGAAGCCUGCCAAUCUGACAGUCCAAUUUUCUAUCUCUACACCUCCCUGUACUUACGUGAGAUACAGCAGCCUGGAGGAUGUAAGGCCGCAGGAGUUAGGGUUUCAUCAACUGGAGUUCACCCCCAUCGUCGUUUCGAAAAUAAGGAUCUCAGCACCGUUUCAAGUAGCUGCUGUGGCUCUAGUCCUCGCCGCUACAAUUUCAGCUUUAAUUGGACAUUGUUAUUCGGAUCAUAGAACUCUGGUGGCCUGUGGAUUAUUUCUCCUCAGUGGACUCUCGUUAGGUGGUGGCCUUAUAGUUCUAGCAUCUGCUUUGUCGGAUGCAUCGUUAGAGUUGCCGGCAAAAUAUAGUCUACCAUCUACUUCGAGUAUGCAAGCCGAUGACAAUGGUUUACCACAGUAUCAGUAUGGCUGGUGUCUUCAGUUAUCGGGGUUGGCUUUAAUUCUAGCAGAAGUGGCAGCUGUAUUGACUAUGUCUGGAUACAUGGCCCGUUUCUCAACAGUAGAAGAAAUGGUGAGAGUCAUGGUACCCGGUGCUGAGAGAAAAUUAAGGGAACAGAGAGGUCUGAGUUCAGAAUAUCUAGUUAGAACUCAUCAGAAGUCACCUGGACCUCCACAAGCUCGAGCUUUUGGACAACCUUCAAAAACAUCCCAAAGAGCUCCCGAAGAAGGAACAUCUUUGUUAUGCAAAACUGCACCCGAUAUCUGUGCCUCGAAUCCUCAAGCUAUUAGCUACGUCGAUAAGGCAGACCUCUCUCAUGUUUUACCAGCAUAUCCAGAUACAAAAAACACGGAUUCUAGAUAUAGCUUCGGGGAUAAGUCAGAAGCUAGUGUUAUCGACUCACGAUUAAGUGGUUUUGCCGAUAAGGAAGGUUUAAUCGAUUAUAGAAUUUUAUCUGAUUCUCGACAGAAUAUGAUUGCUUUCACAGAAAGUAAGGAACAUCCAGUUGGCCAAGAGCCACGAUAUAGCGAAUUUUCUCCUAGAACUACGGAACAAAAUAUCGUGGAUUCUAGAUUGAGUGGCUUUACCGAAAAGGAAGGUCUCCUCGAUUCCAGACUCAGUGGAUAUGGAGAAAAAAAUGAAUCGUUAUUGGAUACUCCUUUUGGUUAUGAUACGCGAUACAAUAGUUUAGCAGGACAGACAGUGCCCAUUACCUUGAAGAAUCAGAAUACGUCUGUUUCAGCUAUUCAAUCUCAAUAUAUCUAUCAGAAUUUCGGCACAAUACACUCAGGGAUUCUUAGAGUAUCCGAACCAGGAACUAGUUCAAGUUCAAACUCUAGUCAAAGAAGCAUGACACUUCAAAAUCCGAAAAGAAAGUCUCAAAUCGCUCAAAAUACAUUUAGUACAAUGGAAUGCGAGAAGAAAAAACGAGGACCUGGCUUGGCUGGCAAGACAGGUUUCUACACAGGCAGCGCCGUAUGACCACCACCACCUCCUCCGACGCCCAGGUAACUGCAAGAGGAGGAAACGCCACUUUAAUCCUAAAUAUUAGGAAACGAUGAACUAGUGGCGUGAAAUCUGAAUCGUUGGAGGAAUAAACUUUGAUAAUUGUUAUGGAAGAAAUCUACGUUAUUAAGAGAGAUAUAUAAAUCUCUGUCGUAUCUACUGAUGAUUAUGUAGAUACAAAUAUGUUUAUCUUGUGAGAAAAUAGUAUCUACAAAUGAUCAUAUAGUUCCCUGUGAUUUCAUAAUCUAAGUACGAAUGAAAAAAAAUUCUGUGAACAGGGUGCAGACUUAUUACAAGAUUUGAUGCAAAUUAAGGGGGAAAAAAGAACUUGUAUAUAAAUUAUCGAUAAUAAGAUUAAAAUUACGAUCUUUCUUUACGAAAGAGAAUCUCGAAACGAAUUUUUUUAACGUUUCGUAAUUACUCAAGCGACGUGUCACAUAGUCAUUAUAACAACCGACAUGUUAAUCGAUAAAAUAAGAAGAAAACAAGAAUUGUGGUAGCGUGCAUAAACUAGGCGUAGCAUUAAGUGGCAUAGGCAACGUAUCUUAAGAAAAUUAAUGUAUAAGCUCGAUUUUACCAAAGAAUUUAUACCUUUUAUUCGUGAAAAUGAUCUCGUUGCCUCUAUAAAAACUGGUCGAUCGUUCAUUACAAAUAACAGAGUUGUAGGAUUAUAGUCAAUUGAUCCGCUGAAUCAUUUCAUUUUUAAAGAAAAAUCUCAACAGCAUUCAUCUAUAUCUAAUGAAUAUUAUCAAUUAUCAAACUUUUGUAAAUGAAAGAAAUCAGAAAUACACGACAAUUUGCAUGGAAAGUGGAUCAAGAGACAUGGAAAUUCGCAACUCACCGUUAAAUAAUUCAACUAAUCACAUAAUCGCGUUCUCAAGCUGCAUAACUAAUCGAACAGAGCUAUAAGUCAAAAAGGAAUAUUAAUGUAGUAUGGUGUAACACAUAAACUCGGUGGUAUAGUCACGAAUACUCAAUCGGGCGUGAACUCGUCUAACCAUUUUUGGGAAAAAGGUGAAAUAUAUCGUGAUUUAUGAGCGACAAUUCGAACGCAUACGUUUGACGAAUCGUGGAAAAGAUUUUACCAUAGCAACGUAUCAUCGACACGAAGCACAAUAAAUAUUAUUAUAUGCGAAGAUAAAAUAAAUGGAUUUAGAGUACAAAACAUUUUCUUACUGUUGUCGAACGAUAUUGUACACACGUUAAUCGCUUUGCUACAUUAUGAUUUAAAUAAUCGUUUCUCUUCGUAAUCCAUCUAUGGCAAAGUCUUUCAUUACGUUCGCCAAUCUUGGACAUAUCAAGAACGAAAUCGUUUUAUCCAAUCCGAUAUUAAAAUCGUGACUCGAACUCUUUUCCUAUUUCUCACGAUGUGCUCUCUUCAAGGGUUGAGAAUAUUUUAACGUCUCGAUGAACCCGUAAAAGUAUCACUCUCGAACCGGAUCGUAUGUUGUUGUGUAUGUAACUUUGCGUAUAUUAACGUAUACAAAUCGUAGGUAAAUGUAAUAAAACGUUUUUUUUUUUU
Messenger RNA from Apis dorsata (giant honeybee), 3708 nucleotides. RefSeq lists its product as uncharacterized. Gene Ontology annotation, cellular component: postsynaptic density membrane; AMPA glutamate receptor complex. Lineage: Eukaryota; Metazoa; Arthropoda; Insecta; Hymenoptera; Apidae. Bases 528 to 2162 code for a protein of 544 amino acids. Gene Ontology annotation, molecular function: voltage-gated calcium channel activity; channel regulator activity. The record is from RefSeq and is a predicted model, not a curated record. Gene Ontology annotation, biological process: neurotransmitter receptor internalization; positive regulation of synaptic transmission, glutamatergic; neurotransmitter receptor transport, postsynaptic endosome to lysosome. The transcript has 8 exons.